Molecule: messenger RNA, 3225 nt
Organism: Linum trigynum
Lineage: Eukaryota; Viridiplantae; Streptophyta; Magnoliopsida; Malpighiales; Linaceae
Source: the annotation of a GenBank genome assembly
UUGGUCACUUAAAUAAAUGAAUAAAGAGCAUUGUAACCAACUAGAUAUAUUUUAUUUAUUGUUGUUUCUUAUGAUUAAACUCUAGGAAUAUGUUUGGUGAUGAUGCUUCUAUAUUUAUAUUUUAUCUUAAGUUAUUUAUAUUUUAUAGAAAGAGAUUGGUUCUGAAAUCGAAACUCAGUAGUAUUGAUUCAAACAUUAAUAUCAAAUUGUAUGUUUAAUUUAGUUUAGACAAAAUGCAGAAGUGUAACCAAAACAUGGACCUUUGUGACGAGUAUAAUCAUUUUUUGUGCUAAAUCUACACAUAAUAUAAUGAUAAAAUUGGAAAAUGAGAGUCUCAUUUCAAAUUUCGUGGCCUAAGAGUGAUUAUAGAAAGCUCUUUUACGUCAUAGUGUCUAAUUUAUCUUUAUAUUAUGUAUAGAUUUGUGACAAAAAAAUCACUAUAUUUGUGACAAAGAAUCAUGGUAUGUGUUCUCAUAGUUGGAUUUAUCGAUAUCCCGAUACCCUGGUCCGAUACUUCACUGACCAAGGGUCUGAUCAUCGUGCCAUCCUUCUCGCUGAUAAACCUUACACCAGGAACUCUCGCCCUUUGUUCCGAUUUGAUGCGCGGUGGGCGGAGAAUCCGGAGGUCAGGGCGAUGGUCAAAUAUGUCUGGCAGGAAGAAAUUCAUGGGUCACCGAUGUUCCAGCUAAGGGAACGCCUGAAAAAGCUCCGUCAUCUUCUGUAUGAUUGGAGUAGGGAGGGUACUACGAACUCCUUGCGUAAUAUUCAUACGCUCCAGGCUGAAAUUGAGAGGAUAAAGCAGGUCCAUCCUAUUGAUUGGGAUGCGAUUCGCCCGUUGGAGCUGGAACUUACUCGACAAUGGGAGGCAGAGGAAAUAUAUUGGCAACAAAAAUCUAGAGUUCAUUGGCUCAAAAAGGGUGAUAAGAACACUUCUUACUUCCAUACUGUUACUAGAGCUCGGCGAAAAAGAAACUUUGUGGAAGGUCUUCGCAAUGAAAAUGGAGACUGGGUCACGGAGGAGGUUGGUAAGGCAGACAUUGCCUGUGGUUUUUACAAAACCCUUUUUACCUCGGAGACCCAGGUUGGGAAUAUGUGGGAUAGAGUGGCAGAUUUGCCCAUUGCCCAGAGUAUUACACCCGAUAUGAAUGCUAGUCUCACUGCAGAGGUCCUUCCUGCAGAGGUGCGCAAAGUGGUGUACUCAAUGGGAUCGAAACAAGCCCCAGGUUCUGAUGGGUUUACAGGCAAGUUCUUCAAAGCCUUCUGGGAUAUUGUGGGCACCUCGGUGGUUGAAGCAGUCUGCUCGUUCUUUCGGACAAGUAGGAUGCUUCGUAGCUUCAAUCACACCUGGUUGACUCUGAUUCCCAAAGUAGAUAAUGUGGAGACCAUGAAACAGUUUUUUCCUUAAUACGAUUAUUUUAAUUUUUGAGAUUUAAGGGGGUAUUUGAUAAUGCCAAUAUUUUAGUGGUUUUUUAUUUAAAGUUUGUAUUGAAAGAUCGUACGUACCGGCAGUUAGACCAUAAAACUUCACAUCACAGGCUAAAUCGAUAGGUGACAUUUAGGAAUAUGAAACGAUUGAAUCACAGUUAAAUUAUGACUGUAGUAUAAAAUAUUCUUUUUUUUUACGAAACCUGAUUUCAUUACGAAAUAGGAAAAUGAUACAGAGUUGGACCAUGAUCCUUGAAAGAUAAGAAGUCUAACCUAACCGAAAAGGCGAGCCCAAACAAGACACAUAAAAUGAAAAUCCACCCAUAAACACAAAAAAUCAGCAAACGCAUAAGAGAAAGACACCAAAAUCCCACCCCAGCAUCCACGGCAACCCAGCCCAAAAUAACCAAAAAAACCAAACACACCUUCCACCACAACCCAUCCCAUAGACAACCCAUAGCCCAAAGAAACCAACACCAUCAGACCACACCUUGCCGUGGUAGAAACCAACUUUUUUCAUACGAUUUUACAAUUAUUUAGUUCAAACAAUUCUUUUACAGGGGUGGAACAAAAGUUUUAAGGCACAUUUGAAUUAUCUAUUGCAAAAAAAAAAAAAAAGUCAGUUAGCGAUAAUGAGAAUAUGCGAUCUCAUGCAACCCAAAAUACACUUUGCCAUUUCUAUCUUUUUAAAAUAUAUUUAUGCAACUCAUACUCUUGCUCAUUCAUCAAUUUAAUGAGUAACAUAUAUUUUAUGUAAUAUUAUUUUCAUACGUUUUUAUUUAUUGAAUUAUUUCAUGAUUUUUUUUAUGAAUGAAAAGUACUAUAUUGUUGCUAGACAUGUAUGGGAAGUCCGUACACAACACAUUGUCCAACUAACUAUUAGCGACAUCUUAGCAUCAUGUCCUAUAUAUUUCAAAUCAAGCAACUUCAGAUUCAUUACCAACAGUGUGGUAAAAAAGAAUACUCUCUAUCGAGAAAAACUUAAAGGACAUACUAAACUCUAUUAGACAUUUUCUUUCAUCCUAAAGGUUGAUUAUGUAUGUAUUAUGAGAACAACUCUAAUAUUCAACUAUAUGGUUUAGAUAAGUAACGAAUGACAAUUAGUUAUAUUUUUUUCCAUUCAAUAAUUAUAUGUAAUGAAUAGAUAGAAAACAAUCAUUUCAUGCAUUUCCAAUCAUCUAUUAUAUAUCAUAUAUCUCACAAAAUUCUUCUGGGCAAUGGACCCAGCCCGAUGCUAGUAUCUAAAAUAGGAAAGAUGAGAAAGGGCCCUCUAGACUGAAUGUGCGCUGGAGGACACACUGGAGGCCUCUUAGAACAAGAAGACCAGUUCUAGCACUCUCGAAAGUCCACCCAAAAGCCCAAUCGAAUAGCCCAAUUCCUGGCUGGUUGCCUCUGACGGGGAACGGGGAAGUGAGGAAAGAAGACUGUCAGCCGACCCUGCCUGGUUAGACAGCGAGCGCUGUCGUCUCAUCGUUUUCACUCUUUCGCCAUUUUUGACCCCGAUCGAUCUCUAAAUUAAACUGUUGCAGAGGCCGGAGCCCCCCGUCCGUCGGCUGGAAAUUCGUCUCCGGUAAAUCUUCGAUCAAGCUCCUCCAACCUUCGCCUUGCUGCCUUCCGUACCAAAGAAGCGAAGAGGAGAGAGGGAGCAACGGAGGAGCGAUGUUGCCUACCUCGUCCAAAGCCAGGGCUUCGUCCUCCGCAUCUAGAGCUCAAUCCAUGUUCCCGCAGUACCUUCGUCGAAUUAUCAAGGUUUUUCUCCCUUCUCUCUGUCUGGAAAGUUCGUCUCGUUCAAGAUCUGAU